Exaiptasia diaphana is the source of this 2148-nucleotide messenger RNA. RefSeq lists its product as uncharacterized. The transcript is spliced from 2 exons. The record is from RefSeq and is a predicted model, not a curated record. NCBI's taxonomy places the organism in Eukaryota, Metazoa, Cnidaria, Anthozoa, Actiniaria, Aiptasiidae. The coding region runs from base 1 to 2148 and encodes 715 amino acids.
AUGUGUAAUUCAUUUGAUGAUACAGGAAAGGUUGUAGCACCAAAAGAUUCAGAGUCCUGGCAGGUUUUACUUAAAACAGCUACCAUACGGCAGUAUGCCCCUCUACUAAACCUUCAAACAAGUUCCCAUGAAAUUCCAAAUGAUAUUUACUACCAUAGAAAAUGCACAAGCAUAUUCACUAUUAAAAGAGAGCUUGAGAAGUUAACCGCGGUAAACAAAGAAGAUGACGAGGAAAUAGAAAAUUUUCUAGAGAGAAGAGUAAGUCAGCGAAGACCAUCAACUAGUGUAAGAGUAUAUGAGAGUAUUUGCAUAUUUUGUGACAAAGACAGCAAAUACAUGAAAGGCAAUGUACGUGAAAAAUUAAUCAAAUGCUCCGAUUUGCGAAGUGACGAAACAAUCAGAAAAAACGCAACAGCUAACAAURAUACAAAAAUUCUAGCCAUUGUUUCCAGAGAGCUUGUUGCUGCAGAGGCAUGUUAUCACAGGUCUUGCUACAGAAAUUACACUCGUCCCCGAAAGAAUUCAAAUAACUCUGUAAAUAACUGUUCUGAGUCAGAAGAAGAUAUCGUAUACAACCGUAUUGAGACACAGGGAUUGGAAAACCUUYAUGACUAUAUCAGACUCGACCUAUUGGAAARCCCUCAACUGAUACGAUUCACGCAGAUAGCAGACACUUUGGUAAAGUUCAUGCAAGAGCUAGGCGCUAAAAAAAUCAGAGAAUCGACCAAGACWCACCUUAGACGAAACCUUGAAAAGCAGUUUGGAUCACUUCUGCAGUUUGAAGAUUUACUUGGAAAUAACCGACUCUUUGUUAUUCCACACAACUUAUCGAAGAUACAGCUGGCAARGGAAGUUGUAGRACUUUCUGAACAACUAAAAGCUUCUUGCAGUAAUCCYAGAAUGGAGUCUGUCCGCCAAGCAGCUCUAAGCAUCCGAGAGUCAAUUCUCUCUGAUACCAAUGAGAUGUCUUGGCCGCCGAAGCCAUCAGAGCUUAUCGAAGAAAAUGUUAGGAUACCAGAAAACUUGAAGACAUUCCUUUCUACGUUGCUGACUGGAAAAAGUGAUUGCGUAAAACUUCCAGAGAGAGUUGAUCGCCUUGUAAAAUCCUUUGGGCAGGACAUGAUUUUUGGUGCUAGUGGUGGCCGUCAAAAAACCCCCAAGCAUCUCCUUCUACCCCAUGCUAUUAAGACACUUACAAAUAAUGUGGAGCUUAUCAGGAUUAUUAAUCGUUGUGGACAUGNGUCACAUGUUACUCUACAAUGUGAUUAUACGCUUGCUAUCUUUAGGUGUACACAUGAGGAGGCUGAUACAAGGCUAAUCCUACAUGCUUACCACGCAGCAAACAGUGGAUGUCCUACAGUUGUGGUAUCAUCUGAUGACACAGAUGUUUUCAUUCUCUGCCUGGCAUAUAAAUGUUCCAUUCAAUCAACACUAUACAUAAAGUGUGGAACAACGUUACGAACAAGAUACAUAGACAUUGAACAAGUGAUACAGUGCCACGGUUUAGAGCUAUGUCGGUGUCUGCCUGGGCUGCACGCAUUCACUGGCUGUGAUAGUGUGAGUGCCUUUUGUGGGAAAGGCAAAUUAAUUCCAUUGAAGUUAGCGAAAAAACACCCUGAAUUCAGAGAGCUCUUUCAGACAUUUGGAGGUCAAUGGGAAGUUUCUGAAGAGCAAUUCAAUCUCCUUCAAAAAUUUACUUGCAAGAUGUACUGCUCCAAUCCUGGCACGAAUGACGUAAACGACUUGAGGUAUCGCCUUUUCUGUGCUAAGAAAGGAGAAAUUGACUCGAGUCAGCUUCCACCUUGUUCUGACACACUCAGAAAGCAUUGCAUUCGUGCAAAUUAUCAAGCUGCUGUUUGGCACCGGAGCUUGCAGUGCUGCCCGCAGAUUCCCUCACCAGAUGGUCAUGGCUGGAAUCAGGAUAGUGAUGAGCUAAGCAUUGACUGGAUGAAUGGAGAGCCAGCACCUAAAGCUGUCUUAGAGCUGUUAUCCUGCCAGUGCAAGAAAACCUGCGAGCUACCAAGCUGCACMUGUCUUUCAAAUGGACUACAGUGCACCGAUAUGUGUAAACUACAAGAAUGUGCAAACAGAGAACUUAAGAUGAUGAGAGCGAUGAUGAUGAUGAUGAAUAGAAUUACACCAGCAUAA